Triplophysa rosa is the source of this 3742-nucleotide messenger RNA. RefSeq lists its product as uncharacterized. Lineage: Eukaryota; Metazoa; Chordata; Actinopteri; Cypriniformes; Nemacheilidae. The transcript is spliced from 4 exons. Gene Ontology annotation, biological process: regulation of glycogen biosynthetic process. The record is from RefSeq and is a predicted model, not a curated record. Gene Ontology annotation, molecular function: glycogen binding; protein phosphatase 1 binding. The coding region runs from base 316 to 2637 and encodes 773 amino acids. Gene Ontology annotation, cellular component: protein phosphatase type 1 complex.
AGGGAUAUACCAACAAGACCCAUCUUCCUCUUGACCUCUGGAAAAACGAUGGACUUGCAGCUUCCUUCUAAGUUUAGUCACUUGUGUGUGUCUGGGCACUAUGCGCUCCAAAUCGCAGCUCUUGUUUAUGUCAAUAAUUUAGGCCUGAUCCCAUCGUAACGAGGUGGCAGACCCUCGCUGCAGCUCCGCGGGUCUCCAUUGGCACUAUGCAGGGGAGCACGAUCUGAGUAUUUGCGCACGGACGCGCACGAUUACAGCGGCACCUUUCAUGUGUCCUGACUACUCGAGGCGACUUCGGGGUCAGAAACAGACGCAAUGGCGCAGGGAAGUAAUAAUCAUUUCUUAACCAUUCCCUCUCAAGAGGGUCUCUUUCGGACGGUGAGGGUCGAACGUUCCGACGAAGAGAACAACAGUUCCCCCUUUAACGAUGAAGAUGACGAAGAAACCGAGGAAGACGUCCGGAACCUACCGAGAUGCUCCCCGGUGCCCAGAAAGCGAGGACCAUCGAUUGCCGAUGAAACUGCCGAGUACAUGCGCAUUCGCCUCGCGUUACCCAACCGGAGAGUGUCCUUCGCCGACACCACGGGAGGAGGCGAGCUGGUUGAUGUCAGGAUGUUUGUACCGUUUGAUUCAGAAGAAGACGACGAAUCGGGAUGGGAGGAAGAAGAGGCGCGUUACCAAAAGGCGUACCACGAGCCCACUUACCGCGUGUUGCCAGAGUUUCAGGCGCUCACGGGAACGGAGCUGGUGCGCUCCGUCCACACCAACAAGCUGGAAGUGGAGAGCGUGACAUCUGUGCCGGAUGAGACCUUGGCUUUUGAGGUGCUGAUCCGUGUUCUCAACGUUUCUUUUCAGAAAUCGGUCUACGUUCGGUCCACUAUGGACGGCUGGAUCACUCACUUUGAUUAUCCGGCAGAGUACGUGCAGGGCUCCAACGACGACGAAACGGACAUGUUCUCUGUGAAGCUGUCCUUCGCUCCGCCGUAUCUGUUCAACGGAGCGCGCAUAGAUUUUGUGGCGCGUUAUGAGACGUCAGAUGGAGAGUUUUGGGCGAAUAACUCCGGCAAAAAUUAUUCAAUAACCCUCUUACAAUCUUACGAAGAGGACAAGACCCAGUCCACCUAUGAGGAGAAUAUUGAGCUGAGAGGUAUAUUAAAGCCUCCAAGGUACCGAGCAAACACUGAUUAUGAUGACUCUUAUGACGAAGAAGAUGCAGAUCUGCGAAGCAAUGAAUUCGAACCAGCCGAGAAUAAAACCUCUUUUGGACAACCGACUGUAGUCCAGCCGGAGAUCGACAUUGAUACUGCCAAGAAUUUGUCUAGUCCUCCUCAGUCCACCAGGUCUUUCUCCACAGCAGGAUGUCCUCUUUCUACUACAGAUUAUCUCCAAGGAGAACCACUUCCUCUAGAGUCAACAUCAUCAUAUAACUCACCCCAAACUGAAACUACAGAUGAAACUAUUCAAUCCUCAACCUUACACGAGUCUCAAUCACAAUCCACUUCACAGUUAUGUGAGUCACAAGUUAAUGUCUUUAAUGUUGUCCUUUCUAUGCCCGUUCCUACUGUAUUUGUCCACCCCUGUGAUGAAAAUGAUGAAUCUGAGGAUUCUAAUAAACCUGACCAUUCCCUUCACCCACAACAAGAUGAUAUCCAUCCUGAGAUAGCAGUCCAAGUGCCUUUUGAGUUUGGCCAACACUUGUCGGGUAGACUUUCAGAUGCACCACACAUUCAGGAAGAAUAUGAUUUAAAGAAGAAAGAUGUUGAGUGUGUACUGUCAGAAAUAGAUGGGACAGAAAUGAACGUCGUCGAAGAACAAAGUCAGAAUGUAGGAGAGGAAAAGACAGAGACUUACUUUGACAUGUUGGAAGAAUCUGUGCCGCCUCCAUUCUCAAAGAGCGUGAAGAACUAUCACACAACUGAAGAUGUGGAGGAACACCGUGUAACCAUGACUGUACACAGCUUGAUAGAGGCCCUACAGCAUCCUCUGGAGACAGGAAUUCAAGAACAGGAAGUAGAAUUUGUCUCUAUGCUCACUGCUGAGACCUCCAAGACAGUUAAAGUAAUGUUGACAGUGGAAAGCACAAAGAAGGGUGGUGAGGAAAUGGAUGGUUUGGCGGCUUCCUGUCUUAAACAGGACAGAGAAACCCAUAGCGCACCCAUCUGUCCGCCUGAAGACACUUCUAAUCAUGAGCUGAACAUCACGAUGCAAGAACCAAAUGAGAAUCCAAACAAUGGUGAGCAGGGUAUUCCCGUGUCUACUUCAAACCAUCAAACAACCACACAGGAAACGUCAGAGCUGGCCAGCGUUUCUGAAACAUCAUCUACGGCUCACGAUAUAGCCUUCUCUCCUCAACCUUCAAGUGUGCUCUCUUCAACAGAAGAGGAUUUAACCUGCCAGGGUGGUAAAAGUUCUGUCACUGCAAUUCAGACGUGUAAAGACUUAGAAACCACGCUUCCACUGCCCAGAGAAACCAGUAACAUGUCUACAGUAUCGAAGAAUGAGACUGAAGUGAUUCUGGAGAGGUGCGUGACCGCCUCUUUCACCUUCUUUAGUGCUGCUGUCUGCUUGGCUGUUGGCAUUCAGGACCCCAGCAUCUUCCUGUUCGUUGGAUUGUUCUUGAUGUCCCUCUGUUUCUAAUUUUUGGUCUUUUCUGUGUAGAUUUUCUUUUCGCCAUGCACUAUAAAAAGCCUUAACAUGUUAUAUUCUUUUCUCCAUUGUGCCUUAAUGAAUUCAAAAAAUAAUUUCAAUACCAAUGUAACCGGCGUCAUAUCUGUGUUUGUGAAGAGAUUCUGUGUUUGUCAGUUUAGGAAGUGAUUCUAUAUGAAAUUGACUAGAGUUUAUUUAUAAACAACAGUAUAUGUAAAUUUAAGCUUAUGGAGUUGUGAAUUUGAGGAGUUUUGUGGUAUUUGUAGCUACAGGCAAAUGGAAAGGGACGCAUUUGAAGUAUUUAUUGAUACACAGGGUAACUGUGAUGUGAUGGAGAAUGUUUGUGGUUUUUAUGUUUAAGACUGAAAUGAGACUGGACAAGGUGAAAUCAAGGGUAUUUUGGAGCGCUGUAAGGAAAUUAGAAACAUUUGAACCUGUUAGGGGUUUUAGGCUGGUCAAUAUUUUACGUAUAGCACAACUAUUCUUUGUGAUAAAUUGUGAUUCUGUGCAAACAUUUCAGAACUAGGCAGAGUAUACUGUGUCUUGUUGUUUUAAGCCAUUGGGUUUGUAUAUUGAUUGACUGAACUACACUGAAAAUGAAUGUGUGGCAUUACCAGAUUAGACAAAUAUUCUGCCUAUACACCUAAAAUGUUACGCCCAUUUUUCCAAAUUUACAUGGAGCGCUAAAUCCAUUUACAUCAUGUUUUAAUGAAAACAUACAGCCAGCUACUAAAGUUACGACAGUUUUUUUCUGUGAGUUUGUGGCCAAUCAUCCCACCAUAUCAUCCCAAAAGGUCACACAUUACUCUGAAGUCACAGCAUCAAAUUACUGGGUGACUAAACUCCAUUGUAAGCAGAUAUGAUAGAGCAGUUCCUUAAAGAACUUGCUUACCUCUUUCCAAACAUGACUGCAAAGUUACGAAGUCGUUUUAUUGCUUUGUUGUGUCAAUUGUUGGAUUUAAUGUCUGGAUGAGCAAACAAAACAAGCUGUAUACACAUACGUUGUGCUCAAUAGCUUCCAUUAGUGAAAAUGUGUUCACUAAGAAAACAGAGCUAUAUUUUAUCAUUUGAGAAAUAAAACUCUAUAGCUAAAUAA